Messenger RNA from Scophthalmus maximus (turbot), 4366 nucleotides. It is a transcript of the gene zyx, whose product is annotated as zyxin. The coding region runs from base 418 to 2301 and encodes 627 amino acids. The record is from RefSeq and is a predicted model, not a curated record. Gene Ontology annotation, biological process: integrin-mediated signaling pathway; transforming growth factor beta receptor signaling pathway. The transcript has 10 exons. NCBI's taxonomy places the organism in Eukaryota, Metazoa, Chordata, Actinopteri, Pleuronectiformes, Scophthalmidae.
CAGGGAGACAGAGAGAGAGAGAGAGAGAGGUGCUGUUUACAUAGUAAUACACAAGUCCUGAGCCAAAGUCAAACAAGAAAGAACUUGUUUGGAAGGAUGGUGUCAUUCCUUUUCCAGGGCGAGCAGCACAGGGGGAGGGUCUAGUAGCCGGAGAGGGGAAGAGAGAAAGAGAAGUUACCAUUACAGACAACUCUUACUCAGCUGCACCUACAGGGGGAGAGGGAGAAAAAAAAAGGAGAACAAAAGGAAGAGCUUCAAGUAAAAGGGAGAUCCACGCUGCAGCUGCAUCCACAGGGGUAAGUGAUUUUGAUCUGUGGUGAAUCCGGAUAAUAGGAGGCAGUGGCCUGCCCUACUUCUGUUGAAGGAGGGUGGGGGGUUUGGCUGCUACAGGUUACCUAAUAAGAUAAACACAAAAAAAUGGAGGAUUCCAACAGCAGCAAGCCGUUCAUGGUGACAUCCUCUCUGAACUUCAAGGUCACUACCCCGUCCUUCUACAACCAGCCAAAGAAGUUUGCUUCGGUGGCACCGCCACGGCCCAAAAGCCUUACCCCUCCCUCUGCUCCGUCACCGACACCAGUAGGCACAGGUGUGAUUGGUCGAGUGGGAGAUCUGCCUCUGCUGCCCCCUAUGCUCUGUGAUGACUUCCCACCCCCUCCUCCUCCUCCUCCUCCAUUGGAUGAUGACUUGCCAGCACCUCCGCCUGAAUGCCACACCUUACCCACUGCCUCUGACGUCCCCCCUCCUGCCUUCCCCGCUCCACCUCCAGUGGCAGAGGACCUGCCCCUCCCAGCUCCCCCCGAGGAGAGUGUCUGUCCACCCACCUGUCCCUCUCCCCCUCCUCCCCCACCCCCCCCACCUCUCCCUGCAUCCAGUGCCAGUAUUCCCAGUGCUGCUGUGAACCCACAGAGACUAAUGGAGAAGCAGAGUAGCUUCGAUCAACAGCUUGAUUGUCUGACUGACUUGCUGUCUGAGAUGGAGACCAGGGGACCUUUUAACCCUAAGUUACCAAGCAAGUAUUCCUCAGCACCAGCACCCAAGCCUUCAGCACCUCCCCCGACUGCUCCCAAACCAGCACUCUCCUUCCUCCCCCCUCCUGAGAUGGCAGACCGGCCACCUCCAGCACCUUGGGCUGAAGAACUCAAAGCCAGAACGAACCGUCAAGCCAAUCACAACUCUGCACAAAACGCCGCUGCUCAGCCCUUUUCCAAGGCCCCGGCAGUCGCACCCAAGUCAGGUUUCGGAGGGAGAACAGCAAAUUCAUCUGUCUCUCUGGCGCAAAAACUGAACCAAAAUCUGAACCAGAAACCCACCCCAGUCAGUGCAGCGCCAAAACCAUCCCCUCCUUUUGCCAGCAGCUCUAUCCCUCCACCUCCUGCAGCUCCCCCAGCACCUCCGGCUCCACCAAACAGCAUGGUGGCUGCCCCAGCAUCGAAUCACAUUAAGAGCUCUCCUUUUGCCAGUCAAGUGAAUGUGAACCAAAAUCCUCCUGCUGCUGUGCCUCUUCCUCAACCCAAGACGAUUGCAUCUCCACCCUCCUCCUUUAACCAACCAAUGAAAACUCCCCCUGCAUCAACGCCAUCACCCCCUGGCCCAGUUCCUAUCCCAGGUGGAGGAGUUCCUCUGAACAUGAGGGAAGUUGAGGAGCUGGAGAGAAUGACCCAGGAUUUUAUUAAAAAUAUGGACAAACAUGCACCUGUCAUCACCUCCCCUCCUACAGAGGUUUGUGGGAAGUGUGGCGAGGCUCUAUCCCGCACUCAACCCGCAGUGAGAGCCAUGGAUAAACUCUUCCACUCCAACUGCUUCUGUUGCAUGAGUUGUCACCGCCCCCUGCAGGGCAUGCAGUUCUAUGACAGGGAUGGCGCUCCUCAGUGUGAGGACUGCUACAUGAGUUCCCUGGCAGUGUGUUCCCGGUGUGGAGAGAGGAUCACAGACCGUGUGCUGAAGGCAGUGGGCCAGUGUUUCCACUCCCACUGUUUCCGCUGCAGCACCUGCUCCUGCGUACUUGAGGGUGCGCCCUUCAUCACCGAUGACAACAACAACCCCUACUGUGUCCAGGAUUAUCACAGGCGCUUCUCCCCUCUGUGUGUGAGCUGCAAUGAGCCCAUCAUUCCAGCCCCAGGCAGCGAGGAGACAGUCAGAGUUGUGGCUCUUGACAAGAACUUCCAUCUCAAGUGUUACCGUUGUGAGGACUGUGCUCGUCCCCUCUCCAUAGAAGCAGAUGAAAACGGCUGUUACCCAUUGGAUGGUAAAAUCCUGUGUAUGAAGUGCCACACCCAGCGAGCCAAGCAAGCUGCACAGUGAUUGUGUGAAACAGUGAACCAAAUCCAAAAGCACAGGAUUCACUCGGCUACCGUUUUGCCUUCGCAACAGGGCUUCGUUCAGUGUGUGUUCGCGGGAGUGAAUGUGAAUGUGCUGCAUGCAGAUACAGCGUAGUAUCCCUUCGUCUCUGUUCACUUCAGUGCAGAAGUAAUGUACUGCAUUGAAAUAGACUCCAUCAUCGUUUAUUCCCCAAUCUCUAACUCUCCAAUCUCUCAUUUAGCCAUCUUUGUGAGUUUGAGCGUAUCUUUUGUACCAAUCCUAUGUUUACUCAAAAAAAAUUCCAGCAUAACUUGCACAAAGAAAUAGUUUGUCUCAAGAGCAGCCUGAAGAAUAUAAGGUUGCCUUUCUCUGUUUCCCAACUCAACAUUGUCAGUAGCACCAUGUACUGAGAUAUUUCCAUUUUAAAACUCUCACUGGCUGGUCUCCCUGUGAACGUGGUAACGAUACUGAUGUUACUGAAACAGAUUGUUACCAUCGGGUGAGGAGUAUCGAGAACCUUCCAUUCCAACAUUCCACAGUUUAUACCACUCUGGCUCCAUCAAUAGAGCAUCUUCAACACUUUGGCAGUCGCUGUGCCUGCCAGCAUGGUUAAUGAUGCUUCCCUAGAAACGGCUGUGUAUCAGCCAAUCUGCUCUGAUAGCUUUGUAAAGUCGUCUGGGGCUAAACAUUGACUUGCAAAAAAAAAGAUCAAUACAGUGAAUGUUGUUCUUAGUUUCUUUGUGAUGCAAAUCUGAUCUUUUACAGGCAUGCCUUGAAUUUAUGUCUUGUUGUUUUCCUUUUAUGAUCAUAAGUAUAAGGCUUUUUUUUUUCUUUCAAAAAAUAGUUUAGAGCUGAUUCAACAGUAUUACAUAUUUUAGAUGCAUGCUUUAUAUGCACAAAUUAUGAACAAACUGAAUAGCACAGAAUCCAUUCCAGGGAUCUCACGAUUUAAAAACAGUGUAGUUAAAAAUAUCAACUGCAUGGCUGAAAAUAGGACCUAUUAUGUGAUUGUUGCACAGUUUCAUUGUGAAAUACAAAAAUUCCUUCAGUGUCACUUUGACGCUAAAGCCCCUGCACAUGAUACAUUUUAAUUAAACACCUUCUCAAGACAUAAUAGUAUCAUUUUUUUAUAUGCAUUUUUUAAAAAUGUUUUGCUUUAAAUAAUAUAAUUUAAGUACCUUUUUUCCUAUUAUGCAUUAAGGUUACAUGUGUACCAGUGCUAAAAUAAACUGUUGUGACAACAGGAAGUCGAUCAAUAGAGGUGUUAGCUUUGAGCUUUAGGUAACAGAUGUUGAAACAUACAGUAGUGACCAAAUAUUUCAGAGCUGUUUGCGAGAUUGGGGUUACUAAAACAAUUAUGUUCAAUAUUUUGACAUUCAUGUAUGUUUUUUGUGUUUGAGCCCAGUUUUUUUCUCUCGAUCUAUUCUGUUGAUUCAGUAAAUGCCACUAUUCUUUCCGUUAUUCAUCUUUUGUACUUGUACUAUUUUAUUCCUAUGUUAUUGUACUGUAUUUCAUUGAUAAAUGCCUUCAAUUAUUUGUUUAUCACUUCUAGCCGGGCAAUGUGCCUCCAGACUCUCUUGUAUUCCAUUGAUCCUUUUGAAUUGAGCCCCAUUUGCAGCCACAGAAGCAAAUUCCUCAAUUUACUCAAACUUGUUACACGUGCUUGCAUCGAGCCUGGUGCAGUAUAACACCAGAAAGAACAACAGAACAUGGCAACAGUGAUCCAGCAUUGCAUGCUAACUGUGUGGGCGGUGUUGGCCUUUCCUCUAGUAUUAUGUCUUUUGUUUGCAGCAACCACUCCUCCUACCUUUGUGGCCCUACUUUUGUCGUCACCAUGUGAUAUUUUACAUAUAAUAAUGCCUUCACAGUUGCAUUUAUCUUUCUAUGUGUUAGGUCCUAUCGUAUUACAUGCGGAUGCCUUGUCUUUUCUUAUAACUUUUUUAAAAUAAAUUUCCUGUUUAAAGUGUGAAUGUGUAUAUGUUUAUAAAACAAUAUUUAGCCCCACCCCUCCAUCCUCCGGCUGUAUCAAAAGAUAAACAACUAAAUAAAUAAAAUGCUAAAUACCAAA